Messenger RNA from Canis lupus familiaris (dog), 4345 nucleotides. It is a transcript of the gene DSPP, whose product is annotated as dentin sialophosphoprotein. The transcript has 4 exons. Bases 1 to 3339 code for a protein of 1112 amino acids. Gene Ontology annotation, molecular function: collagen binding. NCBI's taxonomy places the organism in Eukaryota, Metazoa, Chordata, Mammalia, Carnivora, Canidae. Gene Ontology annotation, cellular component: cytoplasm; nucleus. The record is from RefSeq and is a predicted model, not a curated record. Gene Ontology annotation, biological process: odontoblast differentiation; dentinogenesis.
AUGAAGAUAAUUAUAUAUUUUUGCAUUUGGGCAGCAGCAUGGGCUAUUCCAGUUCCUCAAAUCAAGCCAUUGGACAGACAUGCUGUUGACAAGUCUGCAAAUUUAAAUCUUCCAGAAAAAGUGAAAUUGCCAAUACAGGAUGAGUUAAAUGCCAGUGACACCACCAAAGAAAGUGGUGUCCUGCGUGAAAAUGAAAGAGGAAGGCAACAAUAUACCAAAGAUGGUUACAAAGAAGAAAGAAAUGGUUCUGAAUGGGCACAAAUAGGAGGGAAAACUUCCACACAUUCCUUGUUAGUAAAUGAGGAGGGGAAUAGUGAGGGUCAAAAUGGGGUCACAGGAAAGCCAGAAACAUAUGGUUAUGAUGGGAUAGAUGGAAAAGAAGGUAACAUCACAGCAAAUGGUAUCAGGGGACAAGUAAGCAUCACAAACAAUGCUGGAAUAGCAAAUGGGAGCAAUAUUAAUAGAAAUACCGAUGAGAAUUCAAAUAAGGGAGGAAAUGUUGGAGAUGCAAGUCAGAGUGAGGAUGCCACUGUUGUCCAAGAAGAUGGUCAUCAAAUAGCUGGAAACAAUAACAGUACAGGCCAUGAGGAUGAAAUAAAUAGGAAUUAUUGUAGAAAUGAAGGUGAUACAAGUGAAAUAACAACUCAGAGAGAAAGCGAAAAAAAUGCAAACCAGGAGGCAGGAGUAACACCAGGGGAAAGUGGAGCUGGCAAUGGAGAAGAUGCUGGCCUGGAUAAUUCAGAUGGGAGUCCUAGUGGGAAUGGAGCAGAUGAAGAUGAAGACAAGGGCUCUGGUGAUGAUGAAGGUGAAGAAACAGGGAAUGGAAAAGAGGGCACUGAUAACCGUAAGGGCCAAGAGGGUCAGCCUCAUGGAAAAGAUGACAAUGACAGUAGCUUAGGUCAAAAUUCAAUUAGUAGUGAAGAUGAUGGCCCUGAAGACAAAGAAGAUCUCCAUGACAUCGGUGGAGACAACACCUCCAAGAGUGAGGAGGAUUCUGAUGGUGUUCCCAAAGACAAAGAUAGCCCAAUAAUAGAGGAUGUGCAAAAGCUCAAUUACAGAGAAAACAAAGCCGUGGAAAAGAAAAUCACUGGUGAAUCAGAGCCAGUAGCUAUUGGGAAGAGCCAAGAUAAGGGAAUAGAAAUGGAAGGUCCCAGAAGUGGCAACAGAAACAAUAUUACCAAAGAAUCUGGGAAAGUCAGUGAAGAUAAAGAGAGUAAAAGACAACCUGGAAUGGCCAUGGGCAAAGGAAAUGUCAAGACACCAGGAGAGACUGACAACAUUCAAGGGUCUAGUCAGAAAUCAGAACCUGGGAAUAAGGUUGCACACAGCAAAACAGGUAGUGAAAGUAAUAGUGACGGAUAUGACAGUUAUGAGUUUGAUGACAAAUCCAUGCAAGGAGAUGAUCCCAACAGCAGUGAUGAAUCUAAUGGCAAUGAUGAUGCUGAUUCUGAAGGUGACAAUAACAGCGAUAGCCAAGGAGAUAAUGGUUAUAACUCUGAUGAAUCAAAAGAUAAUGGCAAUGACAGUGACUCAAAUGGAGGAGGUGAUGAUGACAGUGAUAGCACAUCAGAUGCUAAUGAAAGUGAUAGUAAUGGCAAUGGUAACAAUGGGAGUGAUGACAAUGGCAAAUCAGAGAGCAGCAAAGAUAAAUCAGAUAGGAGUGACAGCAGUGACAGCAGUGACAGUAGUGACAGCAGUGACAGUAGUGACAGCAAGUCAGACAGCAGUGACAGCAGUGACAGCAGUAACAGUAGUGAUAGCAGUGACAGCAAGUCAGACAGUGACAGCAGUGACAGUGACAGCAGUGACAGUGACAGUAAAUCAGACAGCAGUGACAGCAGUGACAGCAGUGACAGUAGUGACAGCAGUGACAGCAGUGACAGCAGUGACAGUGACAGUAGUGACAGUGACAGUAAAUCAGACAGCAGUGACAGCAGUGACAGCAGUGAUAGUAGUAAUAGUGACAGCAGUGACAGCAGUGACAGUAGUGACAGCAGUGAUAGCAGUGAUAGCAGUGACAGCAGUGACAGCAGUGACAGCAGUGACAGUGACAGUAAAUCAGACAGCAGUGACAGCAGUGACAGCAGUGACAGCAGUGAUAGCAGUGACAGCAGUGACAGUGACAGUAAAUCAGACAGCAGUGACAGUAGUGACAGCAGUGACAGUAGUGACAGCAGUGACAGCAGUAAUAGUGACAGCAGUGACAGUAGUGACAGCAGUGAGAGUGACAGUAAAUCAGACAGCAGUGACAGUAGUGACAGCAGUGACAGUAGUGACAGCAGUGACAGCAGUAAUAGUGACAGCAGUGACAGUAGUGACAGCAGUGAUAGUGACAGUGACAGUAAAUCAGACAGCAGUGACAGUAGUGAUAGCAAUGACAGUAGUGACAGCAGUAAUAGUGACAGUGACAGCAAAUCAGACAGUAGUGAAAGCAGUGACAAUAGUAAUAGUGACAGCAACAGUAAAUCAGACAGCAGUGACAGCAGCAACAGCAAAUCAGAUAGCAGUGACAGCAGUGACAGCAGCAAUAGCAAAUCAGAUAGUGACAGUAGUGACAGCAGUGAUAGUGACAGUAAAUCAGACAGCAGUGACAGCAGCAGCAGCAGCAGCAAAUCAGAUAGCAGUGACAGCAGUAAAAGUGACAGUGAUAGCAGCGACAGCAGCGACAGUAGCGAUAGCAGUGACAGCAGUGACAGUGACAGUAGUGACAGUAGCGACAGCAGCAAUAGCAGUGACAGCAGUGAUAGUGACAGCAGUGACAGCAGUGACAGCAGUGACAGUAGUGACAGCAGUGACAGCAGUGACAGUAGCAAUAGCAGUGACAGCAGCAAUAGCAGUGACAGUAGCAAUAGCAGUGACAGCAGUGACAGUGACAGCAGUGACAGUAGUGACAGUGACAGCAGUGACAGUGACAGCAGCAAUAGCAGUGAUAGCAGUGAGAGUGACAGCAGUGACAGUGACAGCGACAGCAGCAAUAGCAGUGACAGCAGUGAUAGUGACAGCAGUGACAGUAGCGACAGUGACAGCAGCGACAGCAGCAAUAGCAGUGAUAGUGACAGCAGUGACAGUGACAGCGACAGCAGCAAUAGCAGUGACAGCAGUGAUAGUGACAGCAGUGACAGUGACAGCGACAGCGACAGUGACAGCAACAGCAAUAGCAGUGACAGUAGUGACAGCAAUAGUGACAGCAGCGACAGUGACAGCAGUGACAGUAGCGACAGCGCAUCUGACAAUGAUGAGAGUCACAGCAAGACCAACUCCGGUAACGGCAAAAAUGGAAAUGACAGUGAGAGUGACAGUGAGGACAGUGACAGUAAUCACUCAACCAGUGAUGAUUAGAACAGAAGAAAAACCCACAAGAUUUUUUUUUUUAAGUCUAGUGAGUAACUGAUAGGAAGUGACGAUUCCCAAGGAAGGAAAGGAAGGGGAGACAUCGACGGAGACGCCUACGUUUAUAGGAGCGAUGAGAGCAACAAACUGCCACAUUUGGAACCCAGUCCCCACACCCUCAGGAGAGAAUCUGAAUGCAGGCCCUUUGGUGUGUGCAUAUGAAAACACGUUGUGAAAAGGUUUGUUUAUAAAGCGUACAUCGAAACAUAAAGAACAGUGGAAACAUUCUUUAAUACUUUACACAGAAACCUCAAGUAAUCACGUACUAUACAACUUUGCUUUAAACGCCAAGCGCUUUAGGGAAUCGUAGCUUAGAAACAACCUGUGGCAACAACCUGUUGCCUUCAUCUUUCAGUAAUUACACGUUCUGGCUAGAAGGUCUGCUUACCGCUGAGGAGAAAGGUGCUGUUACCACGACAUCCAGCUCGGCCACUGAUUCAUUUGCUUGUUCCAAGGAGGAAGUAAACUUGUCACUUGAAAAAGAAAUGCAGCAACAACGGAACCUAAAUGGACCCUGGGGGUAAUCUUUGUAAUUAUUGAAUAGAAUAAUUUCAAAUUAGAACAAAAUUUGAAGAGUGCUAGUCAGAAAAUAAUUCAGGGCUGGUUUAAAUAACAAAAUCUGGUGUGUAGUAUGACAUUCCUGCAAAGCCCUGGAAAUUUUGCAUAAUGUCCCUAAAGCUACCGACAAAUCGAUGCAGCGCUUAGAACAGUAUCUUGCCUCCAGCAGCCACUUUCCGAAUAUGAACAAAGAAAUGAUACACAAAUGAAGGAUUCUUAAGGCGGGGUUACUCUUUGAACUCUAUGUUCAGAGCUCUGUUAAGUGGAAUCAGUGUUUUCCACCACGUGUCAAACUUGGCUCCCAUCUCCCUUGUAAACACCCACAUGCCCAAACUUCCAAAUCAGACUCUGAGACACCCUUUUCACUGUCGAUUGCCUUAAUAAAGCCAACAGUUGC